AUGGAAAGCCAAGGAUAUAAAAAACUCUCUACCGAUGAAGUUGAGGAAUCCAGAGAGUCGUUUUUGUCCCUUCUCUUCUUCCAUCAGAUGAGUGAUGUUUUCAAGACGGGCAACAAGCGAAAUUUAGACGAGAAGGACUUUCUACCUCUUUUAGAAGAACACACUUCCUUCUCAACAACUAAAAAGCUUCAAAAGAAAUGGAACAGUGAAAUUACAAAGAGCCAAGAAAGUGGUAGAAGACCGAGACUUUGGAGAAGCAUUAUAAAAACUAUUAAUUUUCGGGAAGUGGCUAUUAUUAUUUUUGCAGAAGCUUUGAAUUUUAUAAGCCGUAUGAUUCAGCCUCUGCUUCUUGCAUAUCUAAUCUCAGCACUGACCUCAGAUGAUCACCACUAUACUCUUAUGACGUACGGAGUUGCCAUAGCAAUGGGCAUAAGUCCUUUGAUAGGCUCCUUUGGACUCCAUCAUCGGGCAUAUUGCAGCGAACUGUUUGGAAUAAAAGUCAGCAGCGCCCUUAAAGGUCUCGUUUACAUCAAGGUAAGCACCUGAGAGGACCUAUUUUGCCUUUCUCUGUACAGUCACUUUGUUUGAGUGAUGAAAAGUAACAGGAAUGGGAGAGAACCAGAGGUGGAAAUCUGUUUACCCGCCGAAUCAUGCACGUACUUCCAGGGUAUAUAACAGAAUAGGCAACAACUGUACGAGACACGUAGGUAAGAAAGGAAAGCUGCGACAAGUAGGCGUUUAGCUAAGAUGAAUUACAGCCUUCUUACUCUCCUAGGGAUGGAAAAUCCACGAUAAGGACCGUUCCUCGGAACUGUAAUUGCAAGAAAGUUUUCUACUUCUUUAUAAUCUGAGAUAGUAAUCUAAUUGCUUGCUCGUAAUUUCUUUAAUUUUAGACUCUCCUUCUUAGCAAGGAUACCUUGGUGAACGUUUCAACUGGUCGGGUGAUUGACCUUAUAUCAAACGAUGUUCAGAGGAUGGUAGAAGCGCCCUUUUGGUUUUUCCCCUUAGCUUAUGUAUGGCUGGACAUUUUCUUGGCUUCGUUUAUCCUUGCCUUCUUUAUUGGCUGGCAGGCCGUCUUGGGAGUGAUUUUCUCAUGUGUUCUUGUGCCAUAUUACGCCGAGCUUUCCAGUAUGAACGCCCUAAUGCGCCAGCGAACCGCAGCGGAGACUGAUCAGCGACUUUCCCUGAUAACUGAAGUGGUUUCUGGGAUCCGCACGAUAAAAGCAUUUGCGUGUGAGAAUGGUUAUCGCGAGAAAAUACGGAGCAAAAGGAGGUACUGGGAAUCAUUGUAAAAUCAUCAUUAAAACUGCUUCGAACUUUAUCUUUUCGUUUCAACGCAAUCUGAAUAUUGAGCUUAACUAAAAAGUUCAAAAACUAUGAUUUUUGGAUAUUUUUCUUGCUUCGAAAUAGAAUACAGCACAUGUUUGACUUACAAUGGAUAUAGAAAAGAUAUCACUCAGGGUUAGUUGUAAACACAGACCAACCCUCACUCAUAGAUAAAACACAUUGAUAGCAACAUUACACCCCUCCUCAGUGGCUAACCAUCGCAAAUCCUCUUUUUCUUAACUGAUUUGUGCGGCCGAGACAUUCGAAAAUAGUUAACGCUAAAUUAUGCAGAGUUUCUUUGACUCAACCCUAGAGUGUUUUUUUUUUUUUUACCGAUAGACAUCUUCAGAAAUGCUCCUCUGUCAGCUCAUUUCUAUCUAGUGCCGCUUUCCAAUCAAAAGUUGGCGCUUUAGGCCCGGUUUGUUCAUCAAAAUAUACAUUUUCGCUAACAUACGUCAAUCAUUUGUAUUAACAUGGAGCAUCCUUACACUUUACUUACAGAAAAGAAAUUGGCAUCAUACGAAAGAACACUACAGUGCUGUCUUGCAUUGCUACUCUGGAGUACACUGCUGCCCCAAUAGCGACCCUGCUGUCUGUCAUCUCUCUCAUGUUAACUGGUCAGCCUCUCACGCCUAGUGUGGUCUUCCUGAUCCUUUCUUACAUUAACGUCCUGAAUCGAAGUGUCUGUACUGAUUUAGCCCAAGGUUUCUUGAAAACGUAUGAAGCUUACGUCUCCCUCAGUAGGAUAGAAGACUACCUUCUUCUUGAAAACCUGCCUUUGACUUCUUCUAACAGGUUCUCUAAGAAGAAAGGGUAUGUAGAAAAAAGCCCAGUCAUUAUGGGGAACCCGCAGAAUAGUUUAGUGGAUUUCACAGAAGCCAUGUAUGAUAAAAAAAGUGGUAGCCAAAAUGACCGUGGAACACAGGAAAAUUUGCGUGUUUCGAGUUUAACGCACAAACAAACGAAAAGGAAGGAUACAUUCAUAUUACAAGAUGUGGAGUUCGACACCACGCUAAAGAGUUUCACAGCGGUCACUGGAGCAGUUGGCAGCGGAAAAUCUACUCUACUCUCGGCAAUCGCUGGCGAGUUGUCAAACGUGAGUGGAACAAUUUCUUUUAGUGGAACGUUCGUCUAUGUACCCCAGAAAGCUUGGGUCUUCUCUGGAACUAUUAGAGAAAACAUUUUAUUCGGCCAGCCUUACGAUGAGAUCAGGUACGCUAGGACAACCGAGGUUUGCGCCCUUGUAGAAGACAUUGGGAGGUUUCCUAACGGUGACCAAACAUUUGUUGGUGAGCGAGGUGCCACUCUGAGUGGAGGUCAGCGCGCAAGAAUUAGUUUGGCGCGGGCGAUAUACCUAGAUGUAGAUCUGUAUUUGUUAGAUGAUCCUCUAAGUGCAGUGGAUUUGAAAGUUGGCCAACAUAUCAUGAAAAACUGCAUCAUGGGGUUGUUAGGAAACAAAACACGAUUGAUAGCUGCUCACCAAGAGGAACACUUAAAAGAAGCCGACCAAGUGAUUGUGCUGUACCGAGGUAAAUUACUUGGAAAGGGUAAAUUCUCGGAGCUUCAAGAAAGAUGCAUUCUAAAUGGCGGCACUGUUACACAGUUCCACAAUGAUCCGAAAGAACUAAAGUCUGACAGCGCUAACAUGGAAAAGAGCAAAAAGGGAGAGGAUGGAAUGGUGCAACUAACCAGUAGAGGAAAGGAUAUGGAGAUUUCUGAGGAAGAUCGCUUUAGUGGAAAUGUGUCAUCUAAGCUGUACUGGAGCUACUUUAGAAGCGGAAUUAGUACCUUACCGAUCAUUGCAACAAUUUGUUUUUUUCUUGCUGCCCAGGGUAAGCCAGUUCAGUCAGUUUUGUCUUUCGAAAAAGCAAGCUCAUGUUUAUUGAGGAGUGUAGCCUUGUACCUAUCCUUCUUAGAAGGCAAAAGAUGUGUUGUGAUUAAGUAAAUAUUAAAACUCAUUUUCUUAAAAAGCCAUUUUGAUGCCAAUAGAGAAUGCAUUACAUCAACACUACUCGAUCUGGCUUCAAACGAUUCUCCCAUUUUCUUUCCCAGGAAUUCUUGUGGCUCCAAAUGUGUGGCUGGCGUUUUUGGUUAAGAGACCACCAGGGGAGCAGCGAUACAAGAGCACACUUAUCAUUUAUGGUUGUUUAGUUUUUGCGUCCGUCGUUUUUAUCUACGUAAGAGCAGCUGUGUUCUUGUUAGUGAGCUUAAAAUGUACUGAAAGACUUCAUGACAAUAUGGUGAUAGCUGUCCUACGAGCGCCAGUUCUUUUCUUUGAUUCUAAUCCCUUGGGUAGAAUUCUCAACAGAUUCUCCGAGGACAUCGGAUGCAUGGAUGAAAUACUUCCCCAAAAGUUUCUACUCUCGAUACAGCUGUCGCUGCUAUUUUUGACCACGAUUACUCUACCAAUCGUCGCAAAUCCCUGGCUUCUGAUCGUCUUUUUACCGGUUGCUGUCCUGGUCGGUUUUAUCACGAGAUAUUACCUAAAGACAUCUAGAGACCUGAAAAGAUUAGAGGUUGCAUCUCGUAGUCCGGUCUUGUCUCACUUAGCGGAAACUAUGAAUGGCCUGGAUACUAUUAGAACAAGAAGCAGACAGAGAGCUUUUGAGGAUAAGUUUCACAGGUACAUGUUUGAUAUUUUUGGUACAUGUUGCAGAUACAUUUCAGAUAUUCAUGUCAGUCUUGUCGAGCAAUGGAACAGGGGAACAGUGCGCCUAAGUCUUGGGAUAGGAGCCACGUGCAGCGAGGUUUUCUUUUCAAAAACAUAACAAAUGAUAAAAAUGAAAUGAAGAUUUAAAAAAAUGAAUAGACAGAAAAAUUGUAUAGGAUAGACUUAAAAAAAACAUACCAUAAAAGCAAAAAAGAUAAAAACCCGGCCGAUAAAUGACAUCCUGCGGGCGCAGAUAAGCAACAUUCCCUCCAUAAGACAUUUCAAACUAUUAGCUAAAUAAAUUGUACUCCCGUAAAGUUUGAUUUUUUUGUUCCUAAUUUUUUUAGCUCGCUUCCAAUUUCAUCUUAUGCAUACGUUAUCUCUCAGAUCGUUUGAAUUAACAUUGCCAAGCUAAAGAGGGUAGGACACACUGAAAUUUGAUUCACACACGAAAAAGUCGAUUUGAACCAAACUUUGUAUGCAUUAGGGAUAGGGAGAUAUUAUUGAUAUUAUUAUUAGUAUUAUCAUUAUCACUAACUUUGUUAUUAUAACGAAAAAAACUACAGCAUUAUUAAUAUCAUUUAAAUUUUCAGCCAUUGAAAUGGUUUGCUGGUAGUGGUUAACUUCAAAUAAUUUUUUCCCGAAAGGCAUCAAGAUCUCCACAAUCAGGCUGGUGUAACGUGGAAACAAGGCUCGAGAUGGCUUUGUGUUCGCCUGAGUCUUCUGUCCUGCCUAUUAGUGACCGUAGUGGCUCUCGCAUCGGUAUUGAUGUCACAGGAUGCCGGUGAGUAAAACUGUUUACUUUUGGUCUCGCAGGAAACCAGGUGUCAAACUUGGUCCAUGUUCCAUGAUUCUUUUGAAUCGUAAAAUUCCACGUGCACAUUGUAUUACCAGCCUCCUUUGUGAAAGAUUUUUUUGAAGAAAAAAAUGAUGUUAUCUCGUGGAUAACUAGUUUACCUAGGUUUAUGCUGUUGAUAACAGAAGAUAAGGCAUAAACUGAAGAACGAUGAGAAAACGACAAGCAACAACAACAAUAACAACGGUAUCCAGAUUUGAUAUAAAUGUGCGCCAUAGCACCUCAAAAGCUAAUCUUGUGUCAUUACCCGAGGGACGCAGGCGGCUGACAUUGAUUGAGGACAUAUAGCACUAGUUGAACUAUGCCUAAAUUCGCACAUAAUUUUGAUUGCUAAAUUCAGUAUAUUCAAUUCAAAUCAAAAUUGCAAGGAAUGGUAUGGAAAGAGAUCCACUACCGCAAUAAUGGUGUUCAGGUCAAUCAGGUUUCCUUGACCAAGCAGGCAUUAUUUGGUGUAUAAAAAAAAAACCUCUCCGUGUUAAUGAGUUGACAGCCUUGACCAGCUGUUUGGCAUUCUUCGUAAGAUCAAUACCAUGUGACACCUGGUGGUUUUCUGAAUCAAUUAGUCAUCCUUAAACUAAUCUGGGUUGUCAGCUAUUGUUGGCCCGAUUUCUCUUGCCAUUUUAGAAAAGUUCUGUAAAAUAAGAUCUACCUAUAAACCUCAAAGCAUUUCAUUUGUCUCACGCCAUUAUCCUUAGUAUAACGCCACAUACCAGAAGCAUCAAAAGGCAAAAGCUAAUCUUUCAAUAAAGACGAAACUCAAAUAGAUGUAGAAUCAACUCAAAAAUACAAGGGUAUUUUUUCUGAGGAGAUUCAUGUGUCGUUUCUAUUUCGCCUUUCAGCUUUUGCGGGACUAUCUCUUGCUUACAUCAUCCAGACUGUUGCCAUAACUGAACUCACUGUCAGAGAAUUAGCAGAUGUCGAGACUUUUAUGACGUCAGUGGAACAAGUGAUGGCAUACACCAAGAUUGAUCCUGAGCCCGGAUACAAACAGGAACGACUUCCACCGGCGCGAUGGCCAAGCGAAGGAAAUAUCACAUUCCAAGACUUUUCACUGACGUACUAUCCUGGCGGUCCGCAAGUGCUGAAGGGCAUCAAUCUGUCAAUCAAAGGAGGUGCAAAGAUCGGAGUGGCGGGACGUACAGGAGCCGGGAAAUCAUCAAUUGUUGCGGGUCUUAUGCGCAUGCCUGACCCAAACGGACAAGUAAUAGUUGACGGCAUUGGAUUGAAAGAUCUCAACAUACAGGCGGCUAGACGAUUCAUAUCCAUCCUUGGCCAAGACCCCGUCAUCUUUGGUGGCCCUUUGCGGAAAAAUCUUGAUUUCGAAGAGCGGUUCGAAGAUGCUGAUCUGUGGCGAGUGCUAGAGGAUGUGCAGAUGAGAGACUUUGUAGAAAGGCUCGAUGGACAGCUGAAUUAUGAGUUAUUAGAACAAGGGUCGAAUGUAAGUGUCGGAGAGCGGCAGCUGAUUUGUUUGGCCCGUGUGCUGCUGCAACGAAAUCAAAUCGUCAUCUUGGACGAGCCUACUGCGAACGUGGAUCCAGAUACAGAACAAACCAUUUGGAAGGUAGUAGGCAAGAUGCUCAAGAACUCCACAGUCAUCAUUAUAGCGCAUCGAUUACACACUAUUCAGGACUGUGACAAGAUUCUUGUUUUCCACAAUGGCGAAAUAUCCGAAUAUGAGAGUUUGGAUGAGGCCAGCAAGCACCUUACAUAGAGUUUCCCAAUUUAUAGGCAAAAGCCUCCAUUUGGCGCAAUUAAUGCACGGAUAUUUGUUCGCGGACAUUAUCUUUGUUGAGAUGCGUGCAUGCUGAAAUUUGUUCACGUAUAUUAUCAGAGCUUUGAUAGCACACUGCUUUUGCCAUGCUUUUAAUUGAAUGGAUAGCUUUAUUAGACAGCAUAUACAUUACUUACCUCUUCGUGAUUGGAAGGUACGCUUCGUUUGCGCGAUCUGAUUGGUAUACCCUGAAAGGUAUUAUGGAUAGAUUUCAGAUCACGGUUCCUUUACCUAGACCAAAUGAUUUCAGGGAAAUCUAUGAAAACGGGCGAAUAUAAGGGCGAGGAAUCGCGAGUUUGAUCAAUUUAUCUACUUAUUUUGCAUACUAAAAUUCGUUGAUUAACAGAUACCCAAAAUACCUUCCAAGAACGCUGUGUGCAUUUUUUACUCUUUUCUUCCAUUACAUUUUCUCACCGUUGAGCAAAAAUACCCUUCAUUUCUGGGCGGGUAGCUUAGAAGAAAACUUCCGUAUUUUCUGGAUAUCAGACAGAUUGGAAGAACAAAAAAACCGCAGGCUUUUCGAACCAAUGAAUAAGUUUGAUACAAUUUACAACUUCGUAGACCCAACUUUCAUGUUUUACAGAAGCUAUUAAUGUUUCCUCUACAUUAGUAAUGUAAUGUGAUCAUAUCAUAUAAUUAUAUCAUAUCACGUAAUCGAUGUCAUUUUUGUUCUCGUUCCCUGGGGAAGCUCCUUGUAAAAGGCUUGUGGUUUCUGGCAGCCUGCCACCCAAAUAUAUCAUUUAUCAUGAUCCGUAUAGUACUACUAAAUAUUGUCCUUUAUUCAAUUUUUCUUAGCUUAUUUACAAGAUUUCUUUAGUAUUUUCACUAUUUUCAUUCUCCUACUUAUUUUCUUUACCUCUCGUAAUUUUCAAAUCAUGGAUUCAUUGUAACUAACAAUGGACGGAAAAUUAAAUGAAAGGUGUCUCACGUGACUUACAAAUUAAUGGUCUUCUCAAGGGUGAGAGGCUGAGUCGUGUGCAAUGGCCUUAACACAAAUAACUGUCGGGAAACGUAGAAUUUGGAAGUCAAGUCACCAAUUUCAAUUGGUGAUCAUGAGGCAUGCCCCUCUUUCAUUAAACUCGUGAGUCAAGGAACAUGCUUUGCCCUGAUCAUCCAUCACGCAUGAAAACUCCACCAACC
This is a messenger RNA of Pocillopora meandrina, 7743 nucleotides long. The record is from the annotation of a GenBank genome assembly. NCBI's taxonomy places the organism in Eukaryota, Metazoa, Cnidaria, Anthozoa, Scleractinia, Pocilloporidae.